AUGGACAGGACCAGACCGUCCGUUCGGAACUACAGUCUCGAUCUGACACGACAUCGGAAGCUGACUGACGCCAAGGCCGUGUCGCCAUCAUCAUGUUCUGUGAAGUUCAUGCCGGAGGUGUUGGAUAAUCAGGGGAACACGUCGGCCAGGAAGCACUCGUCACUGUCGCAACCCGCGUUGAGGUGUCAUUCGAGACAGCAUCAUAAUAUACUGAGUCCACAUGCGUUGGCGGUGAGUUUUUUGUUGAUUGGGGUGUUUGGAAAGGGAGAAAUUGUAAAUGCGGAAAUUUUCACAAAAAAGUGA
Messenger RNA from Caenorhabditis remanei, 303 nucleotides. RefSeq lists its product as uncharacterized. The record is from RefSeq and is a predicted model, not a curated record. Lineage: Eukaryota; Metazoa; Nematoda; Chromadorea; Rhabditida; Rhabditidae. Bases 1 to 303 code for a protein of 100 amino acids. The transcript has a single exon.